Cryptomeria japonica (Japanese cedar) is the source of this 612-nucleotide messenger RNA. RefSeq lists its product as uncharacterized. NCBI's taxonomy places the organism in Eukaryota, Viridiplantae, Streptophyta, Pinopsida, Cupressales, Cupressaceae. The transcript has a single exon. Bases 1 to 612 code for a protein of 203 amino acids. The record is from RefSeq and is a predicted model, not a curated record.
AUGAAGGAGAUCCAUGAUCAAGUGCGGUUGGCACUCCAAAAAAGUUAUCAGAAGUACAAGGAGAUUGCUGAUAAAAAGAGAAGAGAUGUCCAAUUUCAAGUGGAUGAUAUGGUGUGGGUGUAUCUGAGGAAGGAAAGGUUGCCAAGGGGGAAGCACACUAAGUUACUCAUGAAGAAAGUGGGUCCUUGUAAAGUAUUGAAAAAGCAUGGGUUGAAUGCCUAUGAGAUUUCUCUUCCUCCCGAUCUUGGUAUUUCUCCUAUUUUCAAUGUAUGUGAUCUAACACCAUAUAAAGAAAAUGUUGUUGUAGGUGCUGAUGUUCAGAUUGAAGAAGUCCAAGAAGAUAUGGCUGGCAUACCCUAUCAUGCACCCAAGAAAUUUGAGAAGAUCAUUGAUGAGAAAGUCCUAAAAAAGACCAAGAACAAAGAGUACAAACAAUAUCUUGUUAAGUGGGUUGGACAACCUAUUGAAGAGGCUAUAUGGAUGGAUGAGAGUGACAUUCUAAAGCAUGGUUCAUCAUUGGCACAGCUUAUCUCAACUGGACUUGAGAUCAAUCCACCCCGGGAGUAUGGUGCAGGAGCACUCCCUCAAACAACCUCUCAUUCCUCUCAUUAG